This is a messenger RNA of Nyctereutes procyonoides (raccoon dog), 3948 nucleotides long. It is a transcript of the gene SERPINA9, whose product is annotated as serpin family A member 9. The transcript is spliced from 5 exons. The record is from RefSeq and is a predicted model, not a curated record. Gene Ontology annotation, biological process: negative regulation of endopeptidase activity. NCBI's taxonomy places the organism in Eukaryota, Metazoa, Chordata, Mammalia, Carnivora, Canidae. Gene Ontology annotation, molecular function: serine-type endopeptidase inhibitor activity. Bases 2627 to 3883 code for a protein of 418 amino acids.
GGGACCCAGACGGGAGCAGGUGCAGGGGGCAGGUGAGAGAGUGUCCCUCUCAUCGAGAUGGACGGAGCCCAAUGGCAGGACUCACAUACACCCUGGCCACAGCUGUGUCACAGCAGGGAGAGAGUGGGGAGGGAGAAGGGGCAGCCAUGGGAUGAGUUGGGAUGAGCCAUGGGAUGAGCCAUGGGAGGAGUUGGGGUUGGGGAGAGGCCAGGUGUGGAAAGAAGUUGGACUUUAAGAGCUGAAAGAGUACGCUUUCAUCAGAGCUUUUCCUCAAGAGCAUAAGGAUCUGCCCCUGGAGGCCCAUGGCCAUAGAGCCCUUUGGGAUCACUUCCCUGAGGCCCAGAGAGAAGCAGCGGCUCCUCUAAGGUCACAAGAAGGCCAGGGCCAUGAGGGGCCAGGACACUUACUAGCUGACUGCCUGAGGGGCCACUGGUGCAGGCCGGUCUCCCCUGCUCAGUCCAGGACUUGGGGCAUGAAGUCAGACACCCUCGGUGUCUUGUCACGGCAAGGCCGUGUCUGCUGAUGGGGAUGUGGAUCCUCUGGGAGGCAGAGCCAGUGUUGACAGGUGCCUAGAGAGGGAUCGAGGCCCCUGCUGUGUGGAGGUCCCUCAUCGCUGGGCCUGGCGGCGACUCCUUCCCCCUCACACAUGGCUAGCUUCCUCUUCCCUCAAGCCCAUCCCUUCCCACAGUCAAGAAUAGCCGGGGACAAGCCUGCCCCUUCACCCUGCUUCCAAGAGAGGAAUGCAAAAUCACAACAGCCACAGGGGAGAAGCAGCUUUGACCUCAUGCCAUCUGCACGCCCGAUACUGUGCUGAGUGUUACACAGACUGUCUCUCUGGGCCACCCUUUUCACAGACGGGGGUGGGGGGAAUCAGACCAUAGCUCACAGGUGGUUGUGCAAGGCUUGCAUUCUUUACACAGAACAUGGUUGUGUGGGAGACGGGUGGUCUUGCCCUAGGCUCUGGCCCCUGUCCGGCUGUUGGGAUCAAGCGCUGGUACUGCUAACUAAUGCCAAUCCCACCGAGGAAAUGUCAAAGACCUGAUUGGCUUUAUUAAGCAAUGCACGACUCGGGGAGCAACCCAUCCAGCUCCGACAAGGUGAACAACAUGGCAAGUUUUCACAGAAGGAGGGUUUUUGGCAAGGAGGUUGUUGGCCAAAGAAAGAGGUUGUUCCAGACCAGGCAUUUUGCCCCAGAGGGAAAGGCCAGGGGUCUUCCCACACAGAUGACCUCUUCUCCCUGUGGGGGAUGGAGAGCCCAAAUGGCAGACUCAGUGAGCUGAUGGAAAAAAUUCCUGACAGUCUGGUUAAGACCACAUCUCUGGGGGGAGGUGGAAACUGCAGUGGGGUUAGGUUUUCAGCCCAGUUGGGAUGUCUGUGUAAGUGAGUGUGUGUUGGGACCAUGGUUUCCUCUUUCACACAAACCAUGCUGACGCAGCAGGUGCCUUGCCCAUCAGAGCUGUCCUACAGACCCCACAUUCUCACCCCCAGCCUGUCAGAGAGUUCAUUGACUAGGAGAAACUAGGGUCUCCAUCCCACGUGCCUCCUUUGUUCACUCCCUUCCACCCUGGUGUAAACCCCUUCCACUCAGGCCAGAACACCAAGCGUCUCCUGCCGCUCCUACCCAGCGCAUGGUGCCCGGGCCAGGGAGAGCACUGAAGGACACACGUGGCUCCCAGAACGGUCCUUGGGAAUUCUGUUCGGACAGAGGCCUCCUCUGCCUCCCCUAUGUGGAUCCCAUGGACAGAAUCAAGCCUGUACAUCCCCCGCCCCCGUGUCCCCGUUUCUGCAGCCCGCCUCACACUCCCCUGCUACAACACAAAAAUCGCCCAAAUAGAUAAAGGGAAAUGGAGACAGAUUUGCAGUUUCCCAAAAGAAUUACCCAUUGGGCAAAAAGAUUCUUUGCAUAGUUCCUUCUGAUUUUAAUCACAUCUGGUAUGAUCCAAUAUUACUCAAUUUGCAUGAAUUCAGUUUUGACCAAGAGGUUGUUGGGAGCAUGGCUAUGACCUUAGACUGUCCCGACAUAGACAAGUGACCUCAUCACACUUGAUCUUCUGAAUGACUAAAUAAGGUUCAGGCCAGGCCAUCAUCCCAGAGCAGAAAAAGAAAACCAUAAUCCAGAGAAGCUAAAACUCGCCCACCGUGAGCAUCAGAGUUGAAAGCAAGCCCAGCCCCGUUCUGUCCCAAAACGACUGGAGUUUCCAACUGCCACCAGGUCACCUGAUCCAAAAUGCUCCUGGUGCCUGGGUCUAGCUGGAUGAGGCGGGUAGGGGGCAGGCAGUCGCUGCCCAAGGUAGACCCACUAGCAACUACCAGGACAGCCGUUGAGGGACACUCGACAUGCCAGCCAAUGCCCGUGGCUGGGGGUGAGCAGCGACAGCAAGGAAAGGGUUCAACACAAAAGGGACCAAGAUUAUCUGGAGGGAUCUCUGAGGGGCAAGAGGACGCUUCUGGCUGCUAAGACUGGGACAUUGCAGGCUGGUUUCACUGUCUUACUUUCCAAACAAGACACCUAUGAAGCAGAAACAGCAAAGAGCGUGGGAUCUGAGAUUCCGGACUUAAGACCUGACUUUGAUUCCCAGACGGAACCCACACCAGCUGUGUGGCGGGAGACUUACUUCAUUCCAAGAUGGCAUGUUCCUUUUAUCGACUUUUCCUCAUUGUCAGCAUCUCCGCUCCAAUCUACUGUGUACUCCCUCCCCGGGCCCCCAGCCAAGGCUCCCCCUGCCCGUCCUCCACUAGGAGCACCGCCGCCUCCCAGCUGUCUUCCAGCAACACCAACUUCGCCUUCCGCCUGUACCAGAGGCUGAUCUUGAAGACUCCAGACCAGAACGUCUUCUUCUCCCCGUUGAGUGUCUCUGCUUGCCUGGCCAUGCUCUCCCUAGGGGCCCGCUCAGCCACCAAGACCCAGAUCCUCCAGAGCCUGGGAUUCAACCUCACACACCUGCCGGAGUCCUCCAUCCACCAGGCCUUCCAGCACCUGCUCCACUCACUUCGAGUCCCCGGCAAAGACCUGGACUUGAGGAUGGGGAGUGUCCUCUUUAUCAAAAAGGAGCUGUGGCUGCAGACAAAUUUCUUGGAUGACGUCAAGAGGCUCUAUGAGUCAAAAGUCUUUUCUACAGAUUUCUCUAGCUCCUCUACUGCCCGGGAGAAGAUAAACAGCUAUGUGGAGAAGGAGACCAAAGGGAAGGUGGUAAACUUAAUCCAAAGCCUUGAACCUCUGACGGUCAUGGUCCUAGUGAAUCAUAUUUUCUUUAAAGGCAAGUGGGAGAAGCCCUUUAACCCUGGAUAUACGAGUAAGAGCUCCCCAUUCCUGGUGGGUAGGAGGACCACAGUGAAGGUCCCAAUGAUGCACCAGGUGGAAGAGUUUGCUUUUGGAGUGGAUGCAGAGCUGAAAUGCUCUGUGCUACGGAUGGACUAUGACGAAGACACUGCAGCCUUCUUUGUCCUCCCUGGCCAGGGCAAGAUGAGGCAACUGGAGCAGGCCUUGUCAUCUAGGACGCUGAGGAAAUGGAAUCACUUACUCCAGAAGAGGUGGAUAGAGGUGUUCAUUCCAAAAUUUUCCCUUUCUGCCUCCUAUGACCUGGAAACCAUCCUCCCGAAGAUGGGCAUCCGGGAUGCCUUUGAUAAAAAUGCUGAUUUUUCUGGAAUCACAAAGAGAGACUUCCUGCAGCUUUCCAAAGCCACCCACAAGGCUGUGCUGGAUGUCAGCGAGGAGGGCACUGAAGCCGCAGCGGCCACCGCCACCAAGCUCAUCGUGCGGUCAAAGGAUGGCCCCUCCCACACCGUCGUCCGCUUCAAUAGGUCCUUCCUUCUGCUGCUGAUCAACAGGGCCACAGACACCAUUCUCUUCCUAGGGAAAGUGGAAAAUCCCACCAAAUUCUAGGUGGAAAGCUCCAGCUAACUCAGUACAUGUUGUAAACCCCAAGGAAAUAAAUCACAUUGUGACGA